GCUGCUCCGCACACCCGGGGCUGGGUUUUGGGGGGCAGCCAAAGCACAUCCGAGAGCACCACCUCCUGGGCGAGGCACAGAGCUCCCGGGAGGAAGGGCUCCUGCUGCUGCUUCUGGGGCCUCGGGCGUGCUCCCCUGAGCCUCUCCUCAGGCUGGGGACAUCUCCGCAGGCUAAAAUCAAACGCAGGUUUGCUUCUCCCCUCUCACCCUCAGCUCCUCCUCACCAGUGCCAACCACCCGCUGUGCCUGGGAAGCGGUGGGAGGAGGAGGGGCUGAGCAGAACCUCCUGUAAAGCCUCAGAUCUGCAGGUAGAGAUCUGAACAUGAAAUACAAACCAUAGUAAGAUGUCAAGUAAAACUUCCCAAAUUGGCUGCCAAUUACAGGCGUGGGCACGAUUCCUCCUUCCCGAACUGAAGACUUCACCUGGCUGAGUGGCAAAGCUCCCUGUGUGCAUCUUGCCACCAAGAAUAAAUUGGGAUUUUUCUCACUGGGAUCCUGGCUCCGGCUGAGUAAAUGGACAGGGACAGAUCUGGGCUCAUGGGAGACUUCCCUGUAUCAUCAGUUAGAAGCUGCAGCAUGGACUUGACAUGGAAAUGCUGAGACCUAUGGCAUCAAACUCACACAGAGAUCAAUCUUCUGUCUUUAAGUGUGCUUUGAAGAUAAGCAGUUUUAUGUGGCUAUAUGUAAUAGCUGUGUGCCUCCCGUCUGCCUGGUGGCUUGGAGGAGGGAGUCUGGGUGAUGCUGGGGAAGAUUUGCAGCAUCCUUUCCUUGCAAAAAGCUGCAAAGAUCUGCCCCAGAUCUGUCACCGUUGCAGGGAGGGGAUGCCGGCCACCCCAACCCUGCAUCCAGGGCUGUGUCCCCUCCUGGGUCAGCAACGUCCGUCUGCGGGAAGCCGCUGGUCCUGGGCAGAGCAGCUCUGGCUGUGGUCAUGGGCCAGGAGCUGAGCCUGGAGCCACCUCCUCACCUGGAAAAGGGAUCCUGGACCUGGCUUUGUCCCUGAACCUGGCCUCUUGUCUGUCAGGCACCAUCAGACCUAACCCUGUCACCCAGCAGAGACGUGGCUGUGCGUGGAAGUGGGGCAAAGGCACCGGGAACGGCCUUGACCGGGAGAGGACGAAACUGCUGACAAAGCCAGGGCCGCGAAACACCAAAAUCCCUUUGAUUUCAGCGAGGCCAAAGCUGCCGAGGGAGGCAGACUUGUUUUUCCAGUGCCUAUGUAUAGUGCCGUGAGCUCAUCGUUUCCGACGGCGGAGAGUAUCCGAACUAUGGGAAGCAGGACUUCCCACCCCACCGCGGUGCCAGCCGGGAAGCUGCAGGUGGGGGCAGCGUGGCUGCCCCGCGUCCACGGGCAUUGCCCCGGUCACUUCUCCCCCUGCAGCGCCCCGGUGGGUGCGAACAGCCCCAGGGAGAGCAGGAGGGACAGGGGUGCGCACCCCAGAGGUGCCUGUGGGACCCCUGCCCUGGCUCAGUCUGGAGAGCUUUCAGCCUCCACCAGCGUGAGAAAUUUGGGGCUAUGAGGGGAGCGGCUCUGUCCCCGACCUGUGCAGCGGAGCAGAUGGGGAUGAUGUGCUCCGGCUCUCCCUACAGCUUGCGAUGGGAUUUCAUGGCACAAGAGGUCCCCUGGGCAUGACCCCCACCAGAGGUACCCUCUGCAGAGGCUAGAUGCAUUUUGGCAGCUGUCCCAUGGCACAGCAUGGUACGGUGAGGCUGCACCCUCCCUUUUGCUUCCAGAAACCAGCCCCGUGUUGUAACCACUGCGCCCACGGUGACUGAUACUGCUGCCCACGCCUGCCACCCGCUGCCCUGCCAGGGCGUGAAACCAUCCCUGCUCCCAUUGCAGGACUGGGGAUCCAUCAAUGGGUUUUUGGGUGCCAGGGGUGCAUUAAUGUGCUCAUCCACCCCUUUUCUGCUUGUCCCAUAGCUCCUGGUGAGCCUUGGGCACCUUUCUGAGGUUGGAGGGGUGCAGGACCAGGGAUGGCUGUGCAGAGCCUCUCUGCCCCCAGGCAGGACCCCUGCUUGUUGUCCAGGUUUCUCCUGAACGAUGGUGGAGCCUGCAGGUCCCCAGGGUGUUCAGGUCCCUUGAAGGCAGGUUGGCCACCCCAUGGCCACUGCCUGGGCUAGGGAGGCUGGGAAGAAUUGAGGUGGUGGCAGGAACCAUCCACCCUGCAAACAGUUUCUGGGAGGCUUUGGAGGCAAGAUGCCUCUUGGCUCCUUGCCUGGGGGUCAGGUGGAGAACAACAGCACCCCAGGACAAGGGGCAGGGCCACAGGAAACCUCUCUGUGGGUUUCCAGCUCUCAUGUGGCCAAGCUGUGACUCACAGAUGAAUGCAGGGGUCCCACCUGCCCCAAAUCUGCAGCAGCUGAAGCUGGAAACCGCCAGGCAGGCGUGAGGUGCCAGUGGCUCUAGUGCCUGCCCUGCUGUGAGCUUUUGGGGCUGCCCCCAGCCACGCUGGGGUUUGGGUGAGCAGCCAGCGAUGCGGUUGGGGACCAGCACCCCCUCCGCCCCCUGUUCCAGCAGGGUUUGAUCGCAUUACACAAAGACAUGCAGGCAGGACCGUGCCGCCCAUCCCUGCCUCCGACACCUGACGCCGGCUCCUCACCCACUCCCUGGCAAAGAUCAGGGCUUAAAAACCUGAACGAGUUCCUCCGCAUUCACUCCCCGGGAGCUGCCCUGUCCCUGCUCCUGCUUUUACGCAACGUGCCCGCAUGAAACACGCGGCCACCACCUCCGUGUUAUAUAGGCGUCCCGCUCCCCGUCCCGGCUGCUGCUCGGCGCUGGGGACAGUGGUGCAGUGCAUGGAGAAGACCCUGCCCAGGUGCCCUGCAGCAGCUGGGGAGCGCCCGGGGCCCAGCAGGGAUGUCGGAGACCUCGUCCAGCAAGGAGGCUCCCCCAGCCGAGUGCCCAGUCUGCUACGAGAAGUUCCAGCUGCUGGAGCACACGCACCGCAGGCUCAGCUGCGGGCACACCUUCUGCCAUGACUGCCUGGUGAAGUGCCUGCUCUCUGCCAAGCUGGACGGCCAGGUGCCGAGCAGCAUCAUCUGCCCCGUCUGCCGCUAUGUGACUUUCCUCAGCAAGAAGAAAGCUCUUUGGCCGAGCAACCUGCUGUCGCUGGAAAUGCCCCUGUCACCUUCCUCCUUGUCCCAGCUGGCCAAACUGGAGCCCUGCAACACCUUGGUGGUGCCCAGCCACUUUGUGAUGCCGGUGCAGAGCUUUGACCGGUGCCGCGGCACGGGGAGCAGCCCCGGGGACUCGCAGGGAGAGCUGGCACGGGAAGCCCACAUCUUCAUCAUCAGCAGCCACGGGAUGCCGCUGGUGGACUCGGACUGCUCCUCCCUGGGGAGGAGAAGCCUAGCCGAAACACGCAGCACGGUGUCCUCCAGCUCAGCCCUGGGUGUGAAGUGCUGUCAGUCACCCAUCGCCCUGGCCGUCCUCCUCAUCCUGACCGUGGCCAUGCUGGCGGCCGUGCUCCCUUGGCUGCUGCUGGUGAAGAGGGACUCGUAGCGGGGACGGUACUGGCUCAGGUUCCCUGGUUCGGGACCCUGCUGCUGCAGGGCUGCCACCGAUGCCGGGGCCGGAGCCUCCUGGAAAACCUCCCUGGAGGGAGCCCAGAAGCAGCUCCAGGGGAAGCUCUUUCAUCUGGCCAGGGACUUCUGGGUGUUUCUGAAGAUCUCUGGGUGCUCACAUGCUGGAUUUUUUGCCUUUUGGUUAAAGCAUGGCUUCUCAAGCCCUGCUAUUGGGUUUCUCUGGCAUUUUAAUGGCAAGAAGGGGCAUGAAGGGACCCAGCUCGCUGCCCACACAGUCCCAGCCGUGCCCUCCCUCAGCCCUGCUCUCAGGUCCCCAGGGUGGGGGCUGUGCUCCUGCUGCCACCGUGUCCCUUCUGCUCUGGGCAUGCAGGGACAGGCAGCAGGGCAGGGGGUGAAGCCAGGUCUAGGCUGUGCCAGGGGCAGGUUUGGGAAUCCCACCCUGCUCCCCGUGGUGUGGGCAUCUGGGAUGUGCAGCUGAGAUUUGGGAAUUUCUGUGCCCUGUCUAAAGGAAGGGCGAGCAGGGGCUGCUGGUCACCCCCUGCCAGAGCUGCCAGCGGUGACGGGGACUUUCUCCUGCCACACUCCCCCCGUGGCUGGGCACCCCAGUACUGCCUCUGCACCCUCACCACCACCUUUGUCCUCCUGACCCAGUGCCCAGCCCCGUGGGUGCUGCUGGUCUCACUCGUUCUGGAAUGCGCCCCAAGGACCUCGGUGCUUUCGGACUGCCUGACCCAUAUGGCGCAGGAGCAGGAUGUCCCUCGCUGUCACCCGCAGGAGGUGGCGGCAGGCAGGAGGGUGGCACAUGGUCCCCGUGCUCCCUCAGUGAGAUUCCCACUGCCUGGCUGGGCAUCAGGUGGCCAGAGUGCCACCGAGACAGCUUUGGGAUCAUCCAGGACAUUUCAGGGGGACAAAUAAAACUGACCUGGGGCUGGGAAUGCUGCUUGAUGGGGAAGGAUCAAGGCAGCCCGUGGCCCACCUCUGGGCAGAACCAGGACAUCACUCACCCACCCCUGUGCCUCAGUUUCUCCACCUGCGCGCUGACCCCCGCACAAAGCACUGGGAGAUCACCCGAGGAAAAAGUGCUUCAGACACCGCUCUGGAAUGGAAAUCCUAUUUCAUAACAAAUAAUUACCUGACAGUGACGCGCCCAUGCCUCAUCAUUUAAUAAUUACCCUUGUUAUGACGCCAUGUGUCAGGGGAAUGACUGGAG
This is a messenger RNA of Oxyura jamaicensis (ruddy duck), 4735 nucleotides long. RefSeq names its product ring finger protein 222 (gene RNF222). NCBI's taxonomy places the organism in Eukaryota, Metazoa, Chordata, Aves, Anseriformes, Anatidae. The record is from RefSeq and is a predicted model, not a curated record. The coding region runs from base 2858 to 3502 and encodes 214 amino acids. The transcript is spliced from 2 exons.